Messenger RNA from Peronospora belbahrii, 3255 nucleotides. Lineage: Eukaryota; Oomycota; Peronosporomycetes; Peronosporales; Peronosporaceae. The record is from the annotation of a GenBank genome assembly.
AUGAAGAACAAGAAAAAACAGACUCUCCAGGCUGACCGACCAAAGCUGAUUGACACGAGAGUGAAGAACGGGAUACGACACGGUUGUAACCAAUCUUUUUCAACCUUCUUACAAGCAUAUUACGUAAACACUAAGACAACGAACGCCAUGGACAUUGACUUUUCCGGUGCUACGACGAUAGAUGAGGGGCUCUAUAGCCGCCAGCUCUAUGUCAUGGGUCGCGAGGCUCAGCUACGUAUGGGAACAUCAAACGUUUUCAUUGUUGGGCUUAAUGGCCUUGGUGUAGAGAUCGCCAAAAAUGUGAUUUUGGCGGGGGUCAAGAGCGUCACGCUACACGACGACACGCCAGCCACGACGCUUGAUCUAGCCUCUCAAUUUUACCUAUCCGAGGUGGAUAUUGGCAAGCCACGCGCAGCAGCAUCAGUAAAAAAACUGGCAGAACUGAACCCAUACGUGCCUGUCAGGUGCCAUAGUGGCAAGAUCACGGAAGAGGUUUUGAUUGGAUUUCGGGCGGUGGUUCUUGUCAACGUCCCGUUAAAAGAGGCCAUGCGUAUUAACGCUAUUUGUCACGCUAACUCGAUUGCAUUCAUUACAACUGAAGCGCGGGGUGUCUUUGGCUCCGUUUUCUGCGAUUUUGGAGACGAAUUUAUUGUUUCUGAUCGUGAUGGUGUUGAGCCCGUGAGCUGCUUGAUCUCUUCUAUUUCCAACUCUGCACCAGCUUUGGUUACUGUAAAUGAAGACACACGUCAUAACUUGGAAACUGGAGAUUUAGUUUCCUUCCGAGAAGUGGCGGGCUUUUCGUUUCUAAACGACAGUAAGCCGAGAAAGGUAACGGUGACUGGUCCGUUCACAUUCACGCUGGAUGUUAUUGAUGACGCCGACAAAAGGCGCUUUGAGCUGGAGCAGCCGUCUACAGGUGGUUACGUCACCAAAGUGAAGCAGCCUUUGAUCGUCCAGUUUAAGAACCUAGAGAAUGCACUUGUGACGCCUGGGGAGUUUUUAGUUAACGACUACGCCAAGUUGGGCCGUUCUGAGCUGCUUCAUGUAGCAUUUCAAGCCUUGAAUGCGUUUCAAGAGAAACAUCAAGGCAACUAUCCGCGACCCGGGUGCUUGCAAGAUGCGGAGGAAGUAAGCGCCCUUGCUUGUGAGUUCAACAAACAGUCUGCUUCAAGAAACCAGUUCAGUGUCAAGAACAUCGGUGAUGCUGAUUCAAAAAAGAUCAUUUAUGCUCUUGCAGCUGGCGCUACCGGCGUGAUAUCACCAAUGGCAGCUUUUCUCGGAGGCAUCGUUGGCCAGGAAGCCCUCAAGGCUUGCAGCGGCAAAUUCACUCCAAUUCAGCAGUUUUUCUAUUUUGACGCGGUAGAGUGCCUUCCUGACGCUGUAUUCGCUGGCAUUCCUGACGAGUUCCAACCCGUUGGGUCCCGAUACGACGGGCAAAUUGUCGUGUUUGGCCGGAAGUUGCAGGAAAAAAUCAAGAGCCUAAAUAUGUUCCUUGUUGGCGCAGGUGCGAUCGGGUGCGAAAUGCUAAAGAACUGGGCAAUGAUGGGAGUAGCGUCCAACAAGGAUGGUAUCAUCCAUAUCACGGACAUGGACACAAUCGAAAAGUCAAAUUUGAACCGCCAGUUUUUAUUUCGCUCAAAGGAUGUGCAACAAGCCAAGUCUUCUGUGGCUGCUCGAGCUAUUAAGAUAAUGAAUCCGGACAUUAACGUCAAAGCCUAUAUUUCUCGCGUCGGCGCAGAAUCUGAAGAUCAGUUUAAUGAUGACUUUUUUGAGUCGCUCUCUGGUGUGUGUACGGCACUGGAUAACGUAGAGGCGCGCUUGUAUAUGGAUCAGCGCUGUUUGUUUUACGGUCUCCCAAUGUUUGAGUCUGGUACGUUGGGAACGAAAGGCAAUACGCAGAUUAUAGUUCCGCACAUAACCGAAAACUACGGCGCAUCUCGGGACCCUCCCGAGAAAAGCAUUCCGAUUUGCACACUGAAGAACUUCCCCAAUGCAAUUGAGCACACUCUUCAGUGGGCGCGUGAUUGGUUCGAGGGCGAGUUUUUUCAGGCUCCGUCAGACGCUAAUCGUUAUUUAGAGGAGCCGACAUUUGUGAAACAGCUUAACGAACAGCAAAAUACUAAGUUCGAAACACUGGAGCGGCUAAAAUAUUCUCUUGUUGAUGAUCGUCCGAUGUCUUUCGAAGACUGUAUUGCGUGGGCUCGUACCAAAUUUGAAGACCUCUAUAGCAACCAGCCCAAACAACUUCUGUACAACUUUCCCCUGGAUCAGGUGACAUCGUCAGGGGCUCGAUUCUGGUCUGGACCGAAGAGGCCACCGACGCCAAUUCUGUUUGACCCGAAGGAUCCACUCCACAUGGAUUUUGUCGUUUCGGUCGCUAACAACCGCGCAAAGGUUUACGGUCUUGAAGGGCACACAGACAGAGACGCGUUUGCAGAAGUCCUUGCUGGCAUCCACAUUCCGGAGUUUGCGCCAAAGCAGGGUGUUAAAAUUGCAGCCUCUGAUGCCGAACUUAAGCAAGGUAAUGGUGCUUCAGAGCUGGGCGACGCAGACGCUCAAUGUGACUUCAUCCUGAAAGAGUUGCCAAAACCGUCAACCCUUGCGGGCUACCGCAUGCAACCCAUCGAGUUUGACAAGGACGAUGACUCUCACAUGGAAGUUAUUGUAUCUGUUUCCAACUUGCGCGCUCGGUCGUACAAAAUACCGGAGGAAGACAUGCACAAGUCGCGUUUCAUUGCUGGCAAGAUCAUUCCGGCCAUUGCCACGACGACUGCACUUGUGACAGGACUCGUGUGCUUCGAGUUCUCGAAAGUGUUCCAGGACAAGCCACUGGACAAUUACAAAAACGGGUUUGUGAACCUUGCGCUGCCUUUGUUCACCUUUGCCGAGCCAAUUGCGCCGAAGUCUACGAAGACACUGCUCAAGGGCGAGGAGUACAAUUGGACGGCGUGGGACUGCCUGGAGGUGGAUCAAGGAGACCUGACGCUAAAGGAGUUUUUGGCAUAUUUUGAAAAGGAAUACGAUGCUGAAGUCACUAUGCUAUCCUACGGUGUCACCAUCCUGUACGCCAUGUACUCUCAAAAGUCACGAUCGAAGGAGCGCAUGACGAUGAAGAUUUCGGAUCUUGUUCGCACAGUUACCAAGAAGCCAAUUGACUCCAAGCUAAAGUAUCUCAUUCUUGAGGUUUGUGCUAUGGACGCUGAUGGAGAAGACGUGGAACUGCCGUAUCUGCGCUAUCACUACAAGCAAGAGUGA